GUCACGUGGAUGUACCAGGAAGAGCUGGACAAUGCCUGGAACAAUGAGAGCUCUUCCCGUCCUGUGGUUCUUCGUAUGAAAUAUAACUGUUAGCUGUGUUGAGUCUGUUAAUCCUCAACUAUGUCGCUUAUAUGUUAUCAAAUCAGCUGUCUUAGUCAAAACCAGAUAUAAUUAUUUUUACAAUCGUGGCCCCAAAAUGGCCAGUUUCAGCGUCGCCUUCUAGCGUGAUGAGUAUUAAUUGACCAGGGUGGUGGCACGCUAACGACAGCUGGACAGCUAUCAAACUUUUUGGUCUCAAGUGCGUUUUUCAACAGAAUGCCAUGGGAAACUGCUGGAGUCAGUGCUAUGGGAUGUUCAGGAGGGAAGCUAACAGGAUCCAGCGUGGAGGGGGGUCCAAGUAUUUCAGAAGCACCACCACUGGAGAGCAUUACACUAUAGAGUUUGAAAACUUGGUGGAGAGCGAUGAGGGGGAGACUCCUGGGAGCAGUCCAAGGCCAGUCAGCGAAGAGGAGAUCAACCACCUGAGGGAACAGCGCUACGCAGCCAUUAGCGCCAAACAGGCGCUCAUCGACCAGAACCUGCAAGCCGAGCUGGAGGCGCGAGAGGAGGCGCUGCGGCGGGAAGAGGAGGCGGAGUACGCCGCCCAGCGGGAGGCGGCCAGGGCCGCGCGGGAGCGAAUGCACGCAGAGAAGCAGGCAGUGGAGGCCAAGGCAGAAGAUGGACGUGGAAGUGGACACCAGAAGACGUUGGCCGCGGGAGAGGACUUUGAGACCCACGCGUCCAACGCGAAGACCCAGGCGGGGGGGGCGUCCCGGAGCAGCCGGGUUUCCUCGGAGACCAACGUGGCCACUCCCAACACUGAGAGCAGCUAUGAUGUCACCAGCAAGACUCGCUCCACCAAUGAGGAUGGGACCUCGCUUGACCUAGAGUGGGAGGAUGAAGAAGGCAUGUCGGUGGCGGUGCUGGUUCCCGAGCGGUCGCGGACGGAGGAGGACAUCCUGAAGGCGGCGGCCGGGAGGCGGGGCACGAGGGGCAGCUGCCCGGCCUCGGCCUCCGAGGACUCCAAUGCCCUGGAGUGGGAGAACGACUUCGUCAGCGCCCACGGCGACGACUUCGAGUGCGACGGCUUCGUCAACCCCCUCGCGGACACGCCCUCCGAGGUCACCACGGAAACCUCCAUCUCCGACAAGCAGGACAGAUAGUGCCGGAGGGUGGUGGGGGGGGGGUUAAUCCAAAAUACAGACCCGAACGUUUGUCUUGUGUUAUUAGACAAAACUUUUACCAACCUGCUAAUCAGAAGCUAAACAUUAUGAGUAAUUUUUAUGAACUGAGGGCUGUUUUGACUGCUAAUUCUAGCCAGUCACUCCGCUCUCUGUGCUGUAUUUGGUACUGAUUUGUUGGUGGGCGAAUUAUACAUUUAAUUCAAUCCACACACUAAUAAUAUUAACAGCUGUGUUUGAAUGUAAUGGGCAAAUAAUGCUGAUCCCCAAAAAAUCUGACGUGUGGAAGAUGUCUCUUUCGAUUGGCCGGUGGGUCAAAGUUUCAGUUCUGUCCGAUUCUUAGACUCGGAAGACUCCUGAUGGACACAGUUUUCAUGUUUUUUACAUUCUUGCUGGAUUUGGCCUUAGUUUGGGCCAGUAGGGUCCUCUUUAUUCUGCCUUUGCUGUCUAUAAACAGAACAUAAUUUUCUGUGUAGACAGGAUAAGUGCAAUUGACAAAGUGCUCUGAUCAGCUAUGUGUGUGUGUGUUUGUUUGUUUGUGUGUAGGGGUGAUGCGAGCCUUCCUGGGAUAGGCUAACACACAGUGUACAGAAUUACAACUCUCUUCUGUCUCAUAGUUUUGAUUCUUCAUACUUUAGUUAAUUCAGGGAAACGUACAGUACAUCUGUUUGACUGAUAUUGACUGAUAUAUUUGCCAUUGUCGCGGUUCCCUCUAGUUUGCUAUCAUGGAUUACGUUCACUGUAAAUACUUGCACGGUGUUAAAGUAGGAGUUAGGCUGAGUGGCUGCAUUUUGCUUU
This is a messenger RNA of Anguilla anguilla (European eel), 2018 nucleotides long. RefSeq names its product adaptor related protein complex 1 associated regulatory protein (gene ap1ar). The record is from RefSeq and is a predicted model, not a curated record. Bases 321 to 1202 code for a protein of 293 amino acids. Gene Ontology annotation, biological process: negative regulation of cell motility; negative regulation of substrate adhesion-dependent cell spreading; regulation of Arp2/3 complex-mediated actin nucleation. Gene Ontology annotation, molecular function: AP-1 adaptor complex binding. The transcript is spliced from 10 exons. Lineage: Eukaryota; Metazoa; Chordata; Actinopteri; Anguilliformes; Anguillidae.